Messenger RNA from Engraulis encrasicolus (European anchovy), 1132 nucleotides. RefSeq lists its product as uncharacterized. The coding region runs from base 30 to 1037 and encodes 335 amino acids. The record is from RefSeq and is a predicted model, not a curated record. NCBI's taxonomy places the organism in Eukaryota, Metazoa, Chordata, Actinopteri, Clupeiformes, Engraulidae. The transcript is spliced from 6 exons.
ACUCCAGUAAAUACACAACCUAUUCCUUCAUGGAUGACUCUAGUAGUCUCAUUGCAACAUUUGAUCUCAUUCAGGUGUCCCAAGCCAGUAGUUCCGUUGCCAUGGAGCCGCUAGGAUUCAAAAAAGGGCUGGAGAGGCUUCUGGAUGAAGGACUGGACAUAAGGGUAGUGACAACAGACAGACAUCCAUCCAUUAGAAAAAUCAUGCGGGAACAGUAUCCGGAGAUCAUGCACCAGUUCGACCCAUGGCAUGUGGCAAAAGGGAUUAAGAAAAAGAUGGUUGCUGCGUGCAACAGGAGGGGUGGUAAAGAGCUUGGCCCUUGGGUGAAGAGUGUUUCCAAUCAUAUGUGGUGGAGCUGCUGCUCCUCAAAAGGAGAUGCAACGGAAUUGCACAGAAGAUGGACAUCUCUCCUCCAUCACAUCACUGGGGUCCAUCGCUGGGAGGACAACGACAGUGUUUACCAGUGCUACCACAAGGAUUUGGCGCCAGAGCACCAAGAGGCAAAAAAAUGGCUGUCUGAAGAUUCCGCAGCCUACAGAUCCUUGCGUGAAAUGGUGUUGGACAAACGGCUCAUGAAGGACCUUGAACAAAUGACCCUGUUCAAGCACACGGGGCAACUGGAGGUGUUUCACAGUGCCAUGCUAAAAUACUGUCCAAAACGCCUACACUUCCAGUAUCCAACAAUGCUGGCACGCACCAUGUUGGCCGUUAUGGACCACAAUGAAAACCACUCCAGACCUCGGGAACAGGAUAAAACGGCUGCAGGUGUCCCAAGAGUCAAUGUGGUCAUGCAGAAGUACUCAGGCCAAUGGGUCCCCAGGCCCUUGUACAAGAAAACAACCCAGGAGUUCAGACAAGAGCUGGUGGACAGAGUCUUCGAGCGACGCAUGGAUCCCACAGUUCAAUACAAAGACCCGGCAUCCCGUCUUCGAACACCCCGUUUGCCAGCCAAUAUCGCCUUGGUUGCAAAACCCAGCAAAGAAGAUGUAAUGAAAACCUACACGUCAAGAUUCAGAGGUCCAACAGAGGGUCUUUGAUGCUGCUGAGAUAGUAGGGGAGUAGGGCUGUAAUGAUGCACUCAACUCAAGAUUCGUAUCACAAUCUUUGACCUAUGGCUCAAUACACUGCACAA